AUGCCUCGCUUCCCCAAACCCCACAGUCUGGCCGUGCCAGUCAAGCCUCCCAAGGGUCAUUUCUUCUUUGCUGGACACACAAUUGAGCGUGUCAAAUGGUGGACGUCAGGUCCUAUGAGGAAGCUCUACUUCCUCAUGGGUGUCAUGAUCAUGACCAACACUGCCAAUGGCUUUGAUGGCUCUAUGAUGAACGGUCUUCAGAGUUUGUCGUACUGGCAGGAGUACUUCAACUACCCCAGGGGUUCAAUCUUGGGCUUGUUCAAUGCUUCUAUGAGCCUGGGCUCCCUGAUUGGUCUCUUCUUUGUGCCUUACCUCAUCGACAGACUCGGUCGUCGCGCCGGUAUUCUCAUCGGAUCGGUCAUCAUGUGUCUUGGUGUCGGCCUCCAGACAGGUGCCGCAAACUUCGGCAUGUUCGUUGCCGCUCGUCUACUUAUCGGGUUUGGUGAUUGUAUCGUACUCGGAUCUGCACCCCUUCUGAUCACUGAACUGGCCCAUCCUCAAGACCGCGCUGUGCUCGUCACUCUCUCAGGUGCCUCGUACCAUUCAGGCGCCUUUAUUGCAAGUUGGGUCACAUACGCGACUCUCAAGAUUCCCAGCGAUUGGGCAUGGCGCCUUCCCUCCCUGCUUCAAUGCACCUUUUCCAUCAUCAUCUCUAUUGCAGUCAUCUUCACCCCUGAGUCUCCUCGUUGGUUAAUCAGCAAGGAUCGCUCCGAGGAAGCUCUGAACAUCUUGGCUAAAUACCACUCUGUUACUGGCGACACUGAAGACAAGGUUGUUCAGCUUGAGUACAACGAAAUUGUUGCAGCUAUCAAGAUGGACCAAGAGGCCAAUCGUACUGGCUGGCUUGAUCUGGUCAAGACUAAGGGCAACAGAAAGAGGAUGGGUAUCAUUACUGCCAUCGGUUUCUUCUCUCAAUGGUCUGGCAACGGCAUCAUUUCUUACUAUUUGGCCACCAUUAUGAAAGAAAUCGGCAUCACCUCCUCGAAAACCCAGCUUGGUAUCAACGGCGGCAUGAAAUCAUGCUCUCUCGUCACCAACAUGGGUAUGUCUUUCUUCGCCGAUAAGCUCGGUCGUCGCCCGAUGUACUUGAUCUCCACAAUCGGUACAUUCGUCGUGUUCAACAUCGCAACUAUCAUUGCCGCACGUUACGCUGCAACCCCACACGCCUCUCUUGGUGCAGCGUUCGUCGCAAUGCUGUUCAUCUACGGGUUCUUCUAUGACUUCAAGAACGGUCUCAUGGCUACAUACACCACUGAGAUUAUGCCUUAUGGUCUUCGCGCCAAGGGCUUUACCUGGCUCAACUUCUGUGUCACCCUCUCGCUGUUCUUCAACCAGUACAUCAAUGCCAUCGCCCUCGACGCGCUGAAGUGGAAGUACUACAUCUGCUACUGCGUUUUCCUGGCCUUCGAAGUCGGUGUCAUCUACCUCUUCCUCGUGGAGACCCGCUACACUCCCCUGGAGGAGAUUGCAAAGUACUUUGAUGGCGAAGACAGAACUCUUGAUGUUGCUGCUGUUGCCAAUGAACAAGUCAAGCAUGAUGGCGAUGGUGAGCUCAAGGAGAAGGGCUUGACCGUACAGCAAGUCGAGAUCGUCGAGAAGGUCUGA
Messenger RNA from Aureobasidium subglaciale EXF-2481, 1605 nucleotides. RefSeq lists its product as uncharacterized. The coding region runs from base 1 to 1605 and encodes 534 amino acids. Lineage: Eukaryota; Fungi; Ascomycota; Dothideomycetes; Dothideales; Saccotheciaceae. Gene Ontology annotation, molecular function: carbohydrate:proton symporter activity. Gene Ontology annotation, biological process: carbohydrate transport; transmembrane transport. Gene Ontology annotation, cellular component: membrane. The record is from RefSeq and is a predicted model, not a curated record. The transcript has 6 exons.